GGUGGAGGAGGUGCAGGUGGCACAGGUGCAGGUGGAGGCAGAUGCCCAGGAGAAAGCCCAGUCAUCUCAGGAUCCCGCUAACCUUCCCUCCCUCCCACCACCGCCUCCUCCGCUUCCCGCUGGAGGUCCCGCCUCAUCUUCAUCCACCUUCUCUUCCUCCUGGACCUCAUCUGCACCCUGCCUCCUCCCUCUCUGCCCCUGUCCGAGUUUCCUCUCUGCCUGCUCGCACCUCCAUCCUGGGGCUGCCCUGGUCCCAGGCCCCCCAGCCCCGCAUUCCAGAGCAUCCUGCCUGCCGCCGCCUUCUGUGCCCCUCCUGGUCCCUCCCGCCUCCCGGCCUGGGGAGGAGGAGCACAGCCGUGCCUGCUGUGUGCCUACCAGCCCCGCCACAGCCACUGGGCACCUCUGAGGCUGGCCUCAUCCCCAGGCGCCACCACGCCCAGCUCCUACCACCACCACCACUCACCUCUCCUCCUUGCAGGUCCCUGUCUGCACCCUCCCAGCUCCAAGCCUGCUCCCCGGCCCCGCGCCCACCCCCAGAGCUGCCAUCCCUGCUAUUACAAGCCAGAGGCACCCGGAUGUGAGGCCCCAGAUCACCUCCAGGGACAGGGGCUUCCGAUCCGAAAUCCUAUAUUUUUGUACCACGGGGUGGGCCCCUGGCCCCAGGAGGAAGACGCGCUCUCCCCGCUGCCACUUCUGUCUCCACCUGCAGGGCUGUGACUUAUCCCUGCCUCUGGCGGUGGGCUGGGGG
Octodon degus (degu) is the source of this 748-nucleotide messenger RNA. Its product is annotated as proline-rich receptor-like protein kinase PERK14. The record is from RefSeq and is a predicted model, not a curated record. The coding region runs from base 42 to 581 and encodes 179 amino acids. The transcript has 3 exons. NCBI's taxonomy places the organism in Eukaryota, Metazoa, Chordata, Mammalia, Rodentia, Octodontidae.